GGGGUUAGCAACAAUAUUUCGAGGUUAUAUUUGCAUGAUCGCUAAAAAUUCUGUGAGGCUGGCUUCUAUUGUCAUGGGUAAGCCAGGCAUAAUUUCUGAAGAUGCACGUCUCACCACACUGAUGACUCCAAGAAAGGGAGAAAAGAUGACUCUUGGGGUGUACGUGCGCAACUUUGUCAGUACAGCCGAGGAUGCGUACAAUGAUAAGGUCACUGAGGAAACUAUUGUUACCUUUCUUGGUGCUCUUCAAGGUGUGGCAGCAAUGAGCUACUUCAUGGCUCAAGACACCCUUGCAAAAAUUGGUGAUGAUGAAGCUAGUUCACUGUACUGCGGUAAAGAUUCUGUUUUCAAUAGACCUUGGUUGGAGUACACGAGGAAAACAGACAAUCUGAGACGUGAAUUCAAGGCGGCUCCGCCACAACACCCGGACGGGAUUGUGAUGAAUACGGUGACUGAAGCAAUGAAACUCACGGAGUCCUUUGUUAGAUUGAUGACUGUUCGUCGCAGAACUGCACUACUAGGCCUUAUCCCAACUGUCACCACAGGCUCGGCGGUAGCAGUUUGAUGGCAAACCAUAUCUAUGCUUCAGAAAGAGAGUCACAAGUUCCUUGGAAGAUUAAUUGCAAGUCUGAAUCGGAUCAAGUUUACCCAUAUGCAAUACAUGCAACUUUGUAUUAUAUUAAUACAGUUUUCAUGCGACAGUUCAGGUAGACAAUAUAGGCAAGACAGACUAGAGAUCUCACAGUUAAUCCAAAGGGUC
Molecule: messenger RNA, 760 nt
Organism: Triticum dicoccoides
Lineage: Eukaryota; Viridiplantae; Streptophyta; Magnoliopsida; Poales; Poaceae
Exons: 5
Coding region: 35-565 (176 amino acids)
Source: RefSeq, a predicted model, not a curated record